AUGUUUGCUCGUGUAAUUAGUUUGAAUGGCAAACAGAGUGCGGCGCGUUUCGUGGCACGCAGUGGUGUUUGCAAUGGGACCCUUGCCGGCAGGUAUCUGAGCACGAGCCGGUUUCUGUUGCAGGAGGCGGAGAAGUCGAAAGGUAAAGCCGGUAAGUCGGUGCUGACGGACGAUAUGCUUUCCAAAGCGGGCAUUGAUCUUGACGACCCGUUGAGUGAGGGUGCUAAGGAUCCCGUGGAGCCCGCGGAGCCCGCGGCGGGGAAGAAGCGUGGUGGACGUCGCCGUCAGACAUCCUCUGAGAUCAAGCGGGAACGGUAUGCGAAUUGGUUCUACGUGUUUUCGCUUGCUGGGCUAGUGGGCACGUGUGGGUACAUGUGUCGUGACUGGGACUCCGAUGAGCCCGAGGAGAUGGUUUCGCAAGUGGAGAGAGGGUACGCCCCCUCGUUGAUGUACCAGCGGUUCAAGUUGCGGUUCAAUUCACUUUUCUCAUACUUCCAAGAACCACCGUUCCCUGACCUGUUACCGCCCCCACCGCCAGCACCAUACCAGAGACCGCUGACUCUAGUGUUGACUCUGGAGGAUCUUCUUGUUCACUCUGAGUGGUCGCAGAAGACUGGAUGGCGGACCGCCAAGAGACCCGGAGUCGACUAUUUCCUCGGGUACUUGUCUCAGUACUACGAGAUCGUGCUAUUUUCCUCGAAUUACAUGAUGUACUCUGAGCGUAUAGCGGAGAAGUUGGACCCGUUGCACGCGUUCAUCUCGUACAAUCUUUUCAAAGAGCACUGUGUGUACAAGGACCACGUGCACAUCAAGGAUCUGAGCAAGUUGAACCGCGACGUGAGGAAAGUCGUGAUCAUGGACACGGACGCCAACAGUUACAAAUUACAACCUGAGAACGCGUUGCCGAUGGCCCCCUGGGACGGUAAGCCGGACGACAAGCUGAUCCAAAUGAUCCCUUUCUUGGAGUACCUUGCGACGCAGCAAGUGGACGACGUGCGGCCUGUCCUGGGCAGUUUCCCUGAUCGGCGGGAGAUCCCCAGUGCGUUUGCGCAGCGUGUGAGUAAAUUGCGCGAGAAGUACACCGAGGACCAAGCGAAGAAGGCGGAGGGCAACUGGGCACUGAAGCUGCUCGGUGUGGGAGCCACUGCGGGCGGUGCCCGGUCCAAGUUCCCUCUCGACCUGAUCCGAGACGAGGGGGAGAAGAACUACGUACGGUUCAUGAAGCUCAUCGAUGAGGAGAAGGAGAAGUUGCGGAUCCAGCAGGAGAAGAUGGCCGGGAAGACCACGUUCACCCUCAAGGACUACGUCGAGGGCAACGUGCCCACCCAGAGCAACAGAUGGAGCAGCAGUUGA
Molecule: messenger RNA, 1353 nt
Organism: Huiozyma naganishii CBS 8797
Lineage: Eukaryota; Fungi; Ascomycota; Saccharomycetes; Saccharomycetales; Saccharomycetaceae
Gene: TIM50
Product: protein translocase subunit TIM50
Exons: 1
Coding region: 1-1353 (450 amino acids)
Molecular function (GO): phosphoprotein phosphatase activity
Source: RefSeq, a predicted model, not a curated record